CAUGUGAUGUGGGCUGUCGGUGACGUCCGAGUCGGGGCGGGUGACGUCAGUGUAGUCCACUUCCUGCUUCUCUUCCCUGGUUUCUGCCGAACAGCUGCAUCAGCCCUUUAUCCGACGAAGAGACACAAUGUCACAUCAAACGGGCAUUCAAGCGGGCAACGAUGUGAAGGAUGUCUUCGCCAGUGCCCGGAACGGCGACCAAUAUCGAGUCUUAAAGAUUGUCAUCGAUGGUGAGCAGCUGACGAUGGACACUACCAGGAAGGCAUCCAAGAAGUGGGACGCUGAGUACGACUCCCUCGUGCUGCCCCUCCUGCAGGACGACAUGCCGUGCUACAUUCUGUACCGCCUGGACUCCUCCAACAACCAGGGCCAUGAGUGGAUCUUCCUGGCCUGGUCACCGGACGUCUCCACUGUGCGACAUAAAAUGUUAUAUGCUGCUACCAGAGCCACGGUGAAGAAAGAGUUUGGCGGGGGGCACAUUAAGGACGAGAUUUUCGGUACCUCAAAGGAUGAAAUGACUCUCGUGGGAUACAGGAAAUAUCUGACCUCGCAGGCUGCUCCCCUGCCUCUCACUGCAGCAGAGGAGGAACUGAGAAAGAUGAAGCUAAGCGAGGUGCAGACGGACAUCAGCGUGGACACCAAGCAGCAGACUCUGCAGGGAGUGGCCUUCCCCGUUCACAAAGACGCAAUCGCAGCACUGGAACGCUUUAGGGACAAAAGAAUCAAUUACGUUCAACUGGAAGUAGACGCUCAACACGAGCUGAUUCGGCUGUGCAACACUGAGCCAACAGAGGUGAAAGACCUGCCAUUGAGAAUCCCUAAAGAAUCUGCACGUUACCACUUCUUCCUCUACAAACACUCCCACGAAGGCGACUACUUGCAGUCCACAGUAUUCAUUUAUUCUAUGCCCGGGUACAACUGUAGCAUCCGAGAGAGGAUGCUGUACUCCAGCUGCAAAAAUCCCUUGGUCGACAUGGUGGAGAAUACUCUCCAGAUUGAGAUUGAGAAAAAGUUGGAGAUCGACGACGGCGAUGAGCUGACCAGCGACUUCCUGUACGAGGAGGUGCAUCCCAAGCAGCACGCCCACAAGCAGGCCUUCGCCAAGCCCAAAGGCCCCGGGAAGAGGGGGGGCCGCCGCAUCACCCAACCGCCGGCGGAGGAAGAUUAAACGGACCCCGAGUGCAGACUCCACCCCUGGCACGUUCCAUAGUGGAGCAUUCCUGCGAUUUGGGGUGG
Messenger RNA from Pungitius pungitius (ninespine stickleback), 1236 nucleotides. RefSeq names its product twinfilin-1. The record is from RefSeq and is a predicted model, not a curated record. The transcript has 9 exons. Gene Ontology annotation, biological process: barbed-end actin filament capping; regulation of lamellipodium assembly; positive regulation of neuron projection development. Gene Ontology annotation, molecular function: actin filament binding; actin monomer binding. NCBI's taxonomy places the organism in Eukaryota, Metazoa, Chordata, Actinopteri, Perciformes, Gasterosteidae. Bases 128 to 1168 code for a protein of 346 amino acids. Gene Ontology annotation, cellular component: myofibril; actin filament; cytoplasm.